Morus notabilis is the source of this 2892-nucleotide messenger RNA. Its product is annotated as receptor-like protein Cf-9. Gene Ontology annotation, molecular function: protein binding. NCBI's taxonomy places the organism in Eukaryota, Viridiplantae, Streptophyta, Magnoliopsida, Rosales, Moraceae. The coding region runs from base 1 to 2892 and encodes 963 amino acids. The transcript is spliced from 2 exons. The record is from RefSeq and is a predicted model, not a curated record.
AUGGGGUGGUUAUCAUGGGUGUUUCUCCUUCUGUUACCAUUUCAUUCUCAAGGUCUUCAAUCAUCAUCUCUCUUGUUUUCUCCUUCUCCUUCUCCUCGUCCAUUAUGUCAUCCUGCUGAGAGUUCCGCUUUGCUCCGGUUCAAGAACUCGUUUUCGAUUAAAACUUCCGCAGGCUACUCCAACAUGGGGGGAAUUAGUCCUCCUUCCAAAACAGCCUCUUGGAAAAACGACACGGAUUGUUGCACAUGGGAUGGUGUCAUAUGUGAUAGCAUUUCCGGUCACGUAAUUAACCUUGUCUUGGGUUCGAGCUUGCUCCAUGGCCCUUUUCAUUCCAACAACAGCAUUUUCUUGCUUCGCCAUCUGCAAGGUUUAUACCUCUAUGAUAACGAUUUCUCCGGCUCCCCCAUCCCACCCGAAUUCGGCGGUUUUUCCAACCUGACAGUUCUUAGCUUAUGUAAUGCCAAUUUUUCUGGUCAAGUUCCUGUUGAAUUGUCUGGCUUGUCCAAACUUGCUCAACUCGAUUUAUGCUCUUCGGGAACUACCGAGUUGAAGUUGAAGACAUAUGUCUUGAAAAGAAUGGUCCAAAACCUAACCAAUCUCUUGUCACUCAGUCUACUUGAUGUCAAUAUGGUUGAAGUUGAACCGAUGACUUCCUUCAUGAAUGUAUCUUCUUCUUUGAUGUAUCUUCAGCUAGUCGGGUGUCAGUUACAUGGGAAAUUUCCAGAAAACAUUUUUCGUCUGCCGAACCUUCAAACACUCAAUUUAGAGAGCAACAUAAAUCUUGUUGUUUCUUUUCCGACAUAUAAUUCGAGCAGCGCAAGCGCAGUAAGGUACCUGACUCUUUCCAACACCAGCAUCUCUAUAGAAUUUACGUAUCUAGCUAGAAGUGCCAUCUUUUUGCAGAGUUUGGAUAUGUCCAAUUGCAAUUUCAUAGGAUCACAUCCACCUCUAUUUGCUAACCUCACACUUUUCUCACAUCUCACUUUUUUAGCCUUCUCUCACAAUAAUUUUGCCGGCCAACUUCCAGAAAUUUAUAGUGCUAAGUACCCAAACAUAAUCCCUGUUCAACUGAAUUUGACACAUCUUGAUCUGUCUUAUAACUCAAUAACCGGGUCUAUACCUUAUUGGAUAUGUUCCCUUCCGUUUUUACAGUAUUUAGACUUACAAAAUAAUCAACUCAGUGGUCAGGUUAUGGAAUUCCAAUCCCAAUCAUUGUGGAUUCUUAGGUUGAACGUGAACAAAUUUUACGGUCAAAUUCCCAGCUCUGUCUUUCAACAAGAGAACCUCUUUAUUCUAGAUCUCUCAUUUAAUAAUUUUAGUGGUAUUUUAGAGUUUAACAAGUUCAACAAGUUGCAAAACCUCGUGUACCUCCAACUUUCUUCUAAUAGCUUCUCAUUGAGUUCGGAUAGCUAUUUCGACGAUAAUAUCUUCCAGAAUCUUAAAGUAUUGGGUCUGUCUUCGUGCAAUCUACGCGCGUUUCCAUAUUUUCUACGAGGCUCGAAAGGACUCAUGAACCUAGUACUCUCUCACAACCAAAUUCACGGCACAAUUCCAACAUGGUUGUGGAGUGAGAGAAGGAGUUCAUUGACUUUUCUCGAUCUUUCUUAUAACUUUCUAACAGAUAUAGACCGAAUUCCGUGGGAAGGGUUAAAUACUUUAGACCUCCGCAAUAACAUGCUUCAAGGGCAUCUUCCAAUUCUUCCCCCUUCCUUGAGGUCCCUUUUCAUCUCAAACAAUCAACUGUCGGGAGAGAUACCUUGUCUAUGUUGCAAUAUGAGUGAGCUCACCAUCCUUGCUCUGUCAAAUAACAGUUUUUAUGGGAACAUUCCUUCUUGCCUUGGAAAUCAAUAUUCUCUCUCGGUGUUAGAGAUGAAUUUGAAUAAGUUUUACGGUGUAAUCCCUGACAUGUUUGCAAACUCAACUAAGCUGAGGAGUGUGCACCUCAAUGGAAAUCAGCUGGAAGGGCCACUGCCACGAUCUUUGCGCAACUGCCGAAGCUUGGAAGUUCUAGAUGUGGGCAAUAACAAGAUAAGUGACACUUUUCCCCAUUGGUUGGAACUACUUCCGACGCUACAAGUUCUUAUCUUGAGAUCCAAUAGAUUUCAUGGUACGAUAGGAAAUCCAAAAGUCAAAUCUCCCUUCCUAAAGUUGAGAAUUAUGGACCUCUCAUACAAUGAGUUCAAUGGCCUUUUGCCAGCAUUGCUUUUCAAAAGUUUCGUGGCUAUGAUGGAAGUCAUGGGGGACGCAUAUUACCAGGAUUCCGUGACGGUGACGAUGAAAGAUUUUAACUUUGUGCUGGUAAAAAUCCUAAGCAUCUUCACAACAAUCGAUUUCUCAAGAAACAAUUUUGAAGGAAGGAUUCCAGUGUCGAUUGGAAACCUCAUGUCGCUCAAAGGGUUGAACUUUUCUCAUAAUAAACUGAUUGGCUCGAUCCCAGCAUCAUUGAGAAAUCUAACUAAUCUUGAAUGGUUAGACCUCUCUUCAAAUGAGCUAGCGGGGCAGAUUCCCUUGCAGUUGACAGACUUGACCCAACUCCAAAUCCUAAACCUUUCUCAUAACAAAUUGGAGGGACCAAUACCUAGCGGAAAGCAAUUCAAUACAUUCAACAAUGAUUCAUACGUAGGAAACGCGGGCUUAUGUGGGUUUCCUGUGUCGAAAUCAUGCAACAAUGAAGAGGCCCCAGAGGAUCAAGGUGAUGAUGAAGAACACAGCGAUGGAAUGUUUGAUUGGAAGGUGGUGAUGAUGGGAUAUGGAUGUGGAAUUGUAAUCGGAGUAUCUGUGGGAUACAUGGUGCUUUUCAGUAGAGGCUUUGAUCAAUGGUUUUUGAAAAGGGUCGGAAAACAACGGCGACAUAUAACGAUUGCUCCCUUGAGAGGAAGGAGAAGAAACUAG